AUGCACAAGAUUCAAAACAAGCAAAAAGGCGCCGAAAUGAAAAAGUAUUUGAAGGAUCACUUUUCUUGUCUGGGAAUUCAACGGCCAGCACGGAAUACGAUUCAAAAGCCCUGGUUGGCGGUCAUCAAGGCGGAUUUUCAAGUCGAUCCUUGGGAUUUGGCAUGGGAGCUUUGGGAACAAGAACAUCGAGAGUUCCAACACGUUGCGAUUGAUUAUAUGAAAACAUUUCCCAAAAAGAGCUACAAAAAAGACGACCACAUCAAGAUUGAGCGAUUUAUAACGUCCAAAUCGUGGUGGGAUACCGUUGAUUUUCUGGCUAGUCAUGUGGCUGGAAAUUAUUUUCAAAACUGUCCAGAGAUGAUCGAAUCAGUCAUUACAAAAUGGCGCCAUAGUGACGAUAUGUGGCUAAACAGGACGAGCCUACUGUUUCAAUUGAGGUACAAGGAAACGACGGAUUUCGAAUUACUCAAAGGGCUCGUUCUUCAGUACCUGGAAGUAAAAGAGUUCUUCAUUCAAAAGGCGAUUGGAUGGAGUCUAAGGCAGUAUUCUCGAACCAAUCCAGAUGCUGUGAGAGACUUUAUAGCAGAUCUUGAAUUAUCAACUGUCGCCAGACGCGAGGCCAUCAAGUAUAUAUGA
Messenger RNA from Cylindrotheca closterium, 636 nucleotides. The record is from the annotation of a GenBank genome assembly. Lineage: Eukaryota; Bacillariophyta; Bacillariophyceae; Bacillariales; Bacillariaceae.